Podarcis raffonei (Aeolian wall lizard) is the source of this 486-nucleotide messenger RNA. RefSeq names its product putative peptidyl-tRNA hydrolase PTRHD1. NCBI's taxonomy places the organism in Eukaryota, Metazoa, Chordata, Lepidosauria, Squamata, Lacertidae. Bases 5 to 370 code for a protein of 121 amino acids. The transcript has a single exon. The record is from RefSeq and is a predicted model, not a curated record. Gene Ontology annotation, molecular function: peptidyl-tRNA hydrolase activity.
CAAGAUGGCGGCGCGGGCGCUGGUUCAGUACAUGGUGCUGAGGGGGGACCUUCGGCGGGAGCUGCUCUCGUGGCCCUUGGGCGCCUCGGUGGCGCAGGCCUGCCACGCGGCCCUGGCCAUGGUGCACGCGCACUACCAGCACCCGGACACGGCGGCCUACCUGGCCCAGGGCGGCAGCAUGAGGACCGUCGUGCUGGAGGCCCCAGAUGAGUGUGCAUUGACUGCGUUAGCAGAGGUACUGCAGCAAAACAACAUCGAUCACAAAGUGUGGAUUGAACAGCCAGAGAACAUUGCCACUUGCAUUGCCCUUCGCCCAUACCCUAAGGAGCACGUACACCAGUACCUGAAGAAAUUCAAACUGCUGAAAUGAUCUUAUGUAUUUCUGGCCCUAUUCAGGACUGGCCAAGAAAAUCCAGUUCUCAGGUAGGCGCUUGUGGCCGAGAGUUUGUGGACAAUUUGCAGUACCAUGGUGAAGUGCAAUAACUG